Messenger RNA from Gadus macrocephalus (Pacific cod), 4712 nucleotides. RefSeq names its product oxysterol-binding protein-related protein 10-like. The record is from RefSeq and is a predicted model, not a curated record. The transcript is spliced from 13 exons. NCBI's taxonomy places the organism in Eukaryota, Metazoa, Chordata, Actinopteri, Gadiformes, Gadidae. Gene Ontology annotation, molecular function: cholesterol binding. Gene Ontology annotation, cellular component: membrane; cytosol; intracellular membrane-bounded organelle. Bases 324 to 2756 code for a protein of 810 amino acids.
CCCAAUUCCAUAGCUGGAAAACGCUUGGAGAGAGAAGCACGGUGCAGCACGACCGCAGUGGAAGAAUCUAAACCACGGGACAUGCACGGGGAAAAAGCUAUGCAAUGUCCUUUUGAAGGGGAAUUCGUGCGCACUGAAGAAUGCUCAAAUCUUAACCGACCAUGGCGUUUGCAUAAUUAACGCUUCUCAUGUAGGUCAGUAGCCGCACGUCGUCCUGGGAUCACUUAUGUUCUAGUCGAAUCUCACUACUGGUCUACUUCCAUCCUGGCUGUGUCCCCCCCCCGCCCCCCAACCCACCCCGCCUCCGCCGUCCCGUGGUCAGAAUGGACAAGACAGCCUGCAGUCCGACUCUUCCAGCUGCCAACAAAAAUAACUCUGGGUCGCUUUCCGCGGAGAGGGGGACGAACAGCGGGAGGAAGAUCGCAAGGACGGGUCCGCAGAGCCCCGGUUCAGCCUCCCUCGGCAGCUCAAGCGGAGUCGCGGGAGGUCGGGGAGGUUUACUCGGGAACAGUAUGCAUUCACAGCAUGCUGGGAAACGACAGUUGGAAGGAGUGCUGAGCAAAUACACCAACCUCCUUCAAGGCUGGCAAAACAGGUACUUUGUCCUGGAUCCGGAGUCGGGGCACUUGCAGUACUUUGUCAGCGAGCAGGGAAAGAGCCAGAAACCCAGGGGGUCCCUUCCCCUGAUCGGUGCCUCGGUGACCCCCAGCGACGAGGCCCCACACAUGUUCGUGGUGAACUCAAACGGCGAGCUGUACAAACUCCGAGCCUCUGACGCCAAGGAGCAGCAGUUCUGGAUGAGCCAACUCCAAGCCUGUGCCAGACGCCACUCUGACUCCAGUGCCAAGGUGAGGAAGCUGAAGGGAUCCGAUGAACACCUGAGCGUGGAAAGGGCUGGAGGGAGCCAGGAGGGGCUGGGCCCCUCCUCCUGUGGCGGCCGCACCCGGAGCUUCUCCCUCCUCCCCCACCUCCCUCAGCCGUCGUCCUCCUCCUCCUCCUCGCCCAGCUCCCAGAGGCACUUUGGCGCCAACGUGGCCCCGCCCACCAACAUCGUCUCCAUCACGCACCACAAGUCCCCCGCCGCGGCGCGGCGCUCGCGGAGCCAGUGUCCCCCGCGUCUCCACGAGGUCAAAGAGGUGAUGUCCCAGGCAGAGGGCCAGCAGAAGAACCUGGUCCACUCCAUCGACGCGCUGCCCACCAAGGGACCCCUGUCCUGCCUGGACCAGGACCUGCUGCUGCUCAAGGCCACCUCGGCGGCCACCCUCAGCUGCCUGGGGGAGUGUCUGAACAUCCUCCAGCAGAGCCAGGGCCAGCCCCUCUCUAAGGCCUCCCAGCCCAACCACACCAUCCUCGGAGCCCAGUCGGAUGGUGCACCUGUGUGGACUGUACCAAAGUCGCCCUCGGGGGAGCACCUGAAGAACGGCGGCCCGACGCCCCUGCGCUUGGCCGAGCCCUCCCCGUCCCUCAGGAAGAAGGGAAUGUCCCCUGGUGCUGAGGUGAGGAUGGCCUGCCGACUCUCUCUGCAGCCGAGCCUGGAGGACAUCGGAUCCAGGGAGGAGAUGACGGACGUGGAGGACAACGAGGAGGAGGACCUGGGGGUGCUGGACGACCAGCGGAGCAUCAUCCUCCACCUGCUCUCCCAGCUCAAACUGGGCAUGGAUCUGACGCGGGUAGUGCUGCCCACCUUCAUCCUGGAGAAGCGCUCGCUGCUGGAGAUGUACGCCAACUUCAUGGCCCAUCCGGACAUGUUCCUGUCCAUCACUGCCGGGACCACCCCCGAGGACCGCAUGGUCCGCUUCGUGGAGUACUACCUGACCGCCUUCCACGAGGGCCGCAAGGGCGCCGUGGCCAAGAAGCCCUACAACCCUGUCCUGGGCGAGAGCUUCCACUGCUCCUGGGAGGUGCCGCGGGACAAGGUCAAGCCCCUGGUGAGGUCCAACCAGGGGUCCCACGGGCGGGAUCCGUCCUGGGCCCCUAACAACAGCCCCCAGCCCAGCCCUGCGGCGGAGGACCCUAACCCGGGAGGCUGCUACCGGGUGGGCUUCGUGGCGGAGCAGGUGUCCCACCACCCGCCCGUGUCCGGGUUCUACUGCGAGUGCCGGGAGAGGAACAUGUGUGUGAACGCCCACGUGUGGACCAAGAGCAAGUUCAUGGGGAUGUCCAUAGGGGUGUCCAUGGUGGGGGAAGGAGUGCUGAGCCUGCUGGACCACGACGAGGAGUACGUGUUCACGCUGCCCAGCGCCUUCGCCCGCUCCAUCCUCACCGUGCCCUGGGUGGAGCUGGGGGGAAAGGUCUCCAUCAGCUGUGCCAAGAGCGGCUACUCGGCCACCGUCACCUUCCACACCAAGCCCUUCUACGGGGGGAAGGUCCACCGAGUGACUGCGGAGGUGAAGCACAACCCCACCAACGUGGUGGUCUGUAAGGCCCAGGGGGAGUGGAACGGCACGCUGGAGUUCACCUACAGCAACGGGGAGACCAAGGUGAUGGACACGGCCAGGCUGCCCGUCAUCAAGAAGAAGCUGCGGCCGGUGGACAAGCAGGGCCGGACCGAGUCCAGGCGGUUGUGGCAGCACGUCACCAGGUCUCUGAAGGAGGGGAACAUGGAGGAGGCCACGGAACACAAGCACCAACUGGAGGAACGCCAGAGGGCAGAGGAGAAGCAGAGAGCGGGGAACAACACACCCUGGACCCCCAAACACUUCACCAAGGAGGGAGAAGGCUGGACCUUCAACAACACACUGCGGAAGUCUCCCUGACCACAGCACCUCCACUACCCCCUGGACUAUCAAUAAAAACCCUUCGCCCCACCCUCCUCCUCCUCCUCCACUCUGAUGGCAAAGACACUGAGGAGGAACGUGGAAGGGAACCAGGUGCCAAAUGGUUUGGGCGGGGUUGGGGGGAGGGGGGGGUCAUCACUGUAUCGGUGAUUCUCGUUGCAGGGUUCUUUAUCAGACAAAUAUAGUAUACAUUUUUAUAUGAUAGUAUCGCGUGAGAGUAUUUCUAUAUAUAUUUAGUUUUUUUUUCUUGCGCACUCAAAGACAUUCGCCACCGGUGUUUGUGCUGCUCUCCUCACGUGCGCGCGUGCGUGUGUGUGUGUGUGUGUGUGUGUGUGUGCGCUCUCAGUGUCUAUUUUUUCACAUUCCAAAGCCUUUCGUUGUCAUGCAGCUUUAAAACAAAUCCAAAUCGUACCGCUUGGCAAGGCCGCCAUCACAGAUCCGCUCGGGGGACGGCAGAUGUGCGUCUCACACACAAAGCGUUGUCGUCGCCAGGCUUAACGUGGUUCCUCCGAGCGCGCGCGACAACAACAAAAUGGCCGCCGCUUUGUCAUCGAGGCCGGCGGCAAAACCGGACACCUCACCGUUUGUGGAUGUUUUUAUUUUAUUUUAUUUUUAACCGCUAGAACAUGAAUGUACCCGGUCACACCACGAUGUUGGUACUAGGUGUCUCAUUGAUUUUUUACACGACGUGAACGGCAGUGUGUUGUCUCCAUGUCUGUUAUUGUGCCACGGUGAGCUUUCAUCAGCCUAGUAAUUUAUUCUCAUCUCGGUUCCCCACCCCUUCCUAAUGCACCCUUGUUUUCCAACUACGUUCACCCUCUAAUCACAGGCAUUAGCUCUAUAAUAAUACCAUGCACACACACACAGACACACUUCCUGUGCAAUACACAAUAUUACGUUUACCCUGAGGGGGGGGGGGGGUCCUCUGUGUUCGAGUGUGUGUGUGUUCGAGUGUGUGUAUCCUCUGCGUAGCAUAGAGGUGAUUAGGCAGAGGGUGCACUCAGCUCACGCUCGGCGAUGCAAAUAUAUCUCUGUUGGAUGAAGCCCAGAGAUAUUUUGAACAUGCAUAGGAGGGGAUGCAUACGGGGAAGGACACGACCCCCAGUACCCCACUCGAGGGAGCCACUGUUUGGCUGCAGGAAGAUGAAAGAAGGCAUUAAGCUCCCCAGAGUAUUAAAGAGGGAAGCCACGUGUGUAAGGAGAUGUUUCCAGUAAUCUAUUUACAACUUGAAUCCUGAAUACGCUUAUCCACAUGCCUUUUUUCUUUCACCAUGUAUUCCUGCCAUUGCCAAAAAAUGUAACCCUUUGCUGUGUGGUAUUUUUAACAAUUUCUCAAAUAUUCUUAUGACGGUGAGAAGGAAAAUGUAGGUCAGUGUGUUGUUUAUUCAGUGUUAGUGGACAAAGCAAUGCAGGGACCUAGAGACAAGCAUUGCUCGAUUCCUUCCCGAAUUGGUGAUGUUUAGGUAGCGAGAUGUACCCAAACCUAUAUACUUCUCAACCAUUUUUGUUUCAACACAACGUCGGUACACUCUGCUGUCGAAUCUAAAGUCGUCAACGUGUAAUCACAGGUACCAACAAACUGCCAGGCAACAACCACUGUGUUCCAUUGUUCAUGAACACUAGCUUUAUAUGAAACUAGCGAGCACUUUUUUAAAAGAAGGAAAUGCUGAUGUGAGAUGUGAGACGGAGAGAAGGUGUCCGCAUUAGAAUACACGCCACACACACACACAUCCAUUUGUCUUAAUUUGAUCAAACGUUAAUUUCACUUCAGUUCGAUAUCCUGAAUGUAUUGUCCUUGUUCUUUCUUGACCCAUGACCGAAUUACUCUUUAGGUAGAAUACCUAUGCAACGCCACAAACCAUAGGUUGAAGGAGACUUUGAAGAAAAAUAAAAAGGUUUAGUAGAAUCUUUGUUCUAAUAAAUGUGGAAUUUAAA